Molecule: messenger RNA, 2134 nt
Organism: Chinchilla lanigera (long-tailed chinchilla)
Lineage: Eukaryota; Metazoa; Chordata; Mammalia; Rodentia; Chinchillidae
Gene: Bhlhe41
Product: basic helix-loop-helix family, member e41
Biological process (GO): circadian regulation of gene expression; regulation of transcription by RNA polymerase II; regulation of neurogenesis
Cellular component (GO): nucleus
Molecular function (GO): RNA polymerase II cis-regulatory region sequence-specific DNA binding; DNA-binding transcription factor activity, RNA polymerase II-specific; protein dimerization activity
Source: RefSeq, a predicted model, not a curated record
UGGUGCUGGCCUGCGCUUCCCCGCGCCGGGCGCCGCGGUGCAGGGCGAGCGAGCGCGCGCGCGCACGGGCUCCCCGCGCAGUGAUGUGGCAGCGGCGCAGGUCGGAUCACGUUGCUGGCCCUGUGCUGGUACCCGCUGGAGACAGGAUUAAGGAGGGAGGCUCUGGAGGUGCUAGCGGUAGUAAACGUGGGCUCGGCACACUCCCGGCGUGGCUUAUCGCACGGGGCUGGGGGGUGGGGAUCGGAACAGAACGCGGUGUCACCCGAGGCGCAGAGGGGCGCGGAGUUGAGCGAGCGGGCGAGUGAGGAGUGCGGCGCCGCCUCUCCGCCGCGGCCGCUCUCGGGCCACCCCCGUCUCCCCCCCCACCCGCCUUCCUCCGGGAGCCCGAGAGGCCCCAAAACGUCGUCAUCUGCCACAGUGAUUAGUGGCACCGCAAUUCCGGCUGCUGCGGGAAGUUUAGGUGACCCAGGGACACGGUGUCGGCGAGAGGCACUUGGAAUGCGACAUUUUGAACCCAGUGACUACGUUUUCAUUGCUCUUACAUCCUUCAAGGAGUGAAUUUCAAGUUGCCCCGUUGGGGGGGGGGGUAACCUCCAACCCAGCUCCAAGGAGGUCCUCCUCCCCCGGGGCUCGGAGCGGUGAGCAAACAAGUCUCCCAAAUUUCCUGGGACUGAAGUCUACCCACUGCGAAGCCUCUUUCUCCUGCCUUUCUCUAGUCCAAAGCACCAGCACAGGCGGUGGAAAAGCAACAAGCCACGUUCACGUUUUGCACCGUAACGCCGGCCGAGCCCAGGAAGCCCCGGCCGCCCCGCUGCCGGCGCCCCCUCCCCCACGCGGACUGCGUCGCCUCUGGAAGAUGAAUAGCUUGGCCGAAGUUGUUUUUCCUUUCCGGUGGCCCUGAUCAGGUGUCCCCGCCCACUCCCGCCGCUCCCGUCUCCCGACGCCCCCUCCCGGCCCGGCCCCUCCUCCCCCGCCCCCCUCCGGGCUGGACCGCGGAUGGUACGUUCCGCACGUGAGCUGGGUGCUGGUCUGGCCGGCGACGCGCGUGCCCUGUGGCCAAACACUGCCCCGAGUGAGAGCAAACUACCAGCGCAGUGGGGCCGGCGCGAGUGUGUGUGUGCGUGUGUGUGCGCGCGUGUGUGCGAGCGAGUGCGGGGGGUGGGGGACCAACUGGUUCACACUUUCAACACUGCACUGAAGAGGGAGAGAGAGAGAGAGACUGGAGACGCACAGAUUCCCCCCAAGAUCUCCCAAGGCUGCCGUCCCACAGAUUAUAGAGCAGAGCCCCAAAAAUCGAAACAGAAGAAACGGACAGCGAUUGAACAUGGACGAAGGAAUUCCUCAUUUGCAAGAGAGACAGUUACUGGAACAUAGAGAUUUUAUAGGAUUGGACUAUUCCUCACUGUAUAUGUGUAAACCCAAAAGGAGCAUGAAGCGAGACGACAGCAAGGAUACCUACAAAUUACCGCACAGAUUAAUAGAAAAGAAAAGAAGAGACCGAAUUAAUGAGUGCAUUGCCCAGCUGAAAGAUUUACUGCCUGAACAUCUGAAAUUGACAACACUUGGGCAUCUGGAGAAAGCAGUAGUCUUGGAAUUAACUUUGAAACACUUAAAAGCUUUAACAGCCUUAACCGAGCAGCAGCAUCAGAAGAUCAUUGCUUUACAGAAUGGGGAGCGAUCUCUGAAGUCGCCCAUUCAGUCCGACUUGGAUGCUUUCCACUCGGGAUUUCAAACAUGCGCCAAAGAAGUCUUGCAAUACCUCGCCCGGUUUGAGAGCUGGACACCCAGGGAGCCGCGGUGUGUGCAGCUGAUCAACCACUUGCACGCCGUCGCCACCCAGUUCUUGCCCACCCCCCAGCUGUUGACUCAACAGGUUCCUCUGAGCAAAGGCGGUGGCGCUGCCUCGGCCGCCGCCCCCGUGGGGUCCCUGGAGCGCGCGGGGCAGAAGCUGGAGCCCCUCGCCCACUGCGUGCCCGUCAUCCAGCGGACUCAGCCCGGCGCCGAGCUCGCCGCCGAGCACGACACGGACACUGACAGCGGCUACGGCGGCGAGGCCGAGGCCCGGCCGGAGCGCGAGCAGGGCAGAGGCGCGGGGGCGAGCCGCGUCACGGUCAAGCAGGAGCCGCCCGGGGAG